Ictalurus punctatus (channel catfish) is the source of this 852-nucleotide messenger RNA. RefSeq names its product histone H2B-like. Bases 17 to 391 code for a protein of 124 amino acids. Gene Ontology annotation, molecular function: DNA binding; structural constituent of chromatin; protein heterodimerization activity. The record is from RefSeq and is a predicted model, not a curated record. Gene Ontology annotation, cellular component: nucleosome. The transcript has a single exon. NCBI's taxonomy places the organism in Eukaryota, Metazoa, Chordata, Actinopteri, Siluriformes, Ictaluridae.
UUCGAGAAGUAGCAUCAUGCCCGAUCCAGCCAAGACCGCGCCCAAGAAGGGAUCAAAGAAAGCCGUGACCAAGACGGCCGGCAAAGGAGGCAAGAAGCGCAGAAAGUCCCGGAAGGAGAGCUACGCCAUCUACGUGUACAAGGUCUUGAAGCAGGUGCACCCUGACACCGGCAUCUCAUCCAAGGCCAUGGGCAUCAUGAACUCUUUCGUGAAUGAUAUUUUUGAGCGCAUCGCCGGUGAGUCUUCUCGUCUGGCUCACUACAACAAGCGCUCCACCAUCACCUCCAGGGAGAUCCAGACCGCCGUGCGCCUGUUGCUUCCCGGCGAGCUGGCCAAGCACGCCGUGUCCGAGGGCACAAAGGCCGUCACCAAGUACACCAGCUCUAAGUAAAGCGCGUUACGUCUUUAUCAACCCAACGGCUCUUUUAAGAGCCACCCACUUUUCAUACAAAGAGUAAUUUUCUCUCUUUCGUUUUCUCUCUCGCUGUGUGUGUGAGCGAGAGCGGGAGGGGGACUUCUGAAGCGCUGCACUCCCGCGGAUGUUCAGGCUUUUGGGUAAUUCUAGCAGUCUGUUAAAUGCAGAGAUGAGUAAAUCUAAACAGGGUUGUAGCACGGUUUCAGGGGUUGUAUAAUCUGAGCAAUGCAAAAGGGGAUUUUAGCAGCACAAAGUUAUUCGUAUUAAGAUUGUAGCAACAGGAAGUAGUUGAAAAUGGUUUUCUACUAGCACAUAAUCAUUCUACAUCAGGGGUGCCCAAACUUUUUCCUGUGAAGGGCCAAAAAUCAAACUUGAUUGAGGGCUGUGGGCCAAAAAUAAAUGUUGCAUUAUACCAAACUGUAUUAUAUUAAAAUUAA